This is a messenger RNA of Podarcis raffonei (Aeolian wall lizard), 710 nucleotides long. RefSeq names its product chromosome 1 C11orf91 homolog (gene C1H11orf91). The transcript has 2 exons. The record is from RefSeq and is a predicted model, not a curated record. Lineage: Eukaryota; Metazoa; Chordata; Lepidosauria; Squamata; Lacertidae. Bases 34 to 540 code for a protein of 168 amino acids.
GGCAGUAGAUGCAGAGCCAUCAGGAGGAGCCUCAUGAGCCACCAGCAACAGCCUCCUCCACCCCCUCGGCCACCACCCCCUCUAUACUUCCCCUCCCUCUAUGACCGAACCACACAGAGUACCACCCUUGCUGAUUGCAGCCUUUGGAGGAAGCUCUUUGUGCCACUGCGAGGAGGGGAAACAGGGUCAGCUGGGCCUCAGAGACCUCCACCUGGGCUUGGACUCCUCCCACCCGCCAAUGAGCGCUGCUGCCCACCCCCCUGGCCAGCUGGUCUGGCCCCCAUCCCCUAUGAGCCAUUGCGCUUCUUCUGUCCUGCUGCUGAGAGCACACCCCAGCGUGGAAGUGGGGCACAUCAGCAGCAACAGCCAGAUGGAGAGAUCUGUGAGCUUGGCAUCCGCCUGAAGGAGCUGGAGCUGCUGGCACUCACUGGGGACGGCUCAGACCCACAGCAAUAUAAGCUUCUGAAGGCACUGAAAGAUGAAAAGACGCAAGAUGUAAUGACAGGACUGACUCUGAAGAAACAUUUGCCGGCAUCAUGAGGGCUAUUUACGUCUAGCCUCACCUUCUUCUAAUGGACUCAUUUGUAUUAUGCAUGCUUCUAAUGACUCUUCCUUUUUAAUCCUACACUGCCAAAGUGGAAUUUUCCAACUUAUUCUUCAAUUAGCAUUUUGUACAUUUCCCCAAUACUAAUAUACAUUUCAAAUACAAA